UAGUGGAGCAGUGCAUGCCGGGUAAUCUAUGACUGAAACAGGAAAUAUGGCUUGGAUCAGGGAAGGUUUUUAUAAAACGUAAGAUAAACGGACAAAAAUAACAGCUAGGAUGGCUACUGAAACAAACUCUACAGAGCUCGAAGAUGGAGAAAUCAACGAUCUAGAAGAUGGUGAGAUUGAAAGCGACGAAGAGCCCAAGAAAACGACACAAAAUGGACAAAAACACGAAGCCGCGACUCCAAGAUCCCCAAACCUCCCGACUUAUUCACGGAGUUAUCUGAAUCAAAAUCACAGAAAUUCUCGUGAUAUUAGAGACAAUGGUCCUCCUUGGAUUCCUACACGGAGAAAAGGGGAUAUUCCCCAAGUUAGACCUAUGGAAGAGCGAGAUUGGGGGCCUCCGAGAAUGCGAGUUCGGCCGUCAUUUCGAGGUCAUGGACCGAGUGGUAACAGAUCCGCGCCAGGGCAUUUUGAUAGACCAAACAACGGGUCCUGGAUUCAGCGUGGACCUCCUAAGUUCUCACCCCCUCAGCUUCCAUUGCGACCACCAGCACCACCUCUGAUGCGGUCACGUCAAAUCACUCCACCAGAAGAGAAAGAGUCCCCUUCUAAAGGAGAUACUGAUGACUUUGAUCUAUUGCUAGAACGGCACAAACUAAUCCAGCAACAGCUAGAAGCCUUAGAGAAACAGGAACAAGCUGCUUUAGAUGAAGAGGUAAUUGACGAUAGCUAUGUGGACAUACCAGUUGAAGACUUACGAAGGAAAGAUCAGGGGAAUAAUAAUAAUGAAGAUGAUGAUUUUGAGAUAGGUGAUGGUGAUAGUCGUGAUGCUGAGAGAAAACAAGAGAAACCAAAGGCUUUUGCCCCAUUCAAAAUUCGUCCCCUUAGGCCACAUAUACCAUCACUCAAGGAACUAAGCCAAAAAGAGAGUAAAUCAGAUGGCGGUGUGACCGAAGUAAUGCAAGCCCCAAGUGUUACAGACUCUUGUGCUAAUGCUACAAUCGCUAGUGAUAAUCCUAGCACUCUGCCUAAGAUCAAGGUACAAAUCAAGAAUCAGAGUGUGACAGCUCGGCGUAAGCGGAGACGAGCAAGAAGGCGGAAUAGAAAGGCAGAGAUGAGAUGGUGGUCUUAUAAACGUAAGGAUGAUGACACUGAAUCAUCUGCACCACAGAGUGUACCACCUGUUGAUGCUCACAGUGAGCUGGAGGAAAAGCUGCUUACUCUGGCUGUGACGCCUCUAGAUGACAUGGCCUCUUCACAGAUGAGAGAAGGUGAUGCAGCUGAGAGGCAGAAAAAGCGAAGAGAGCGACUUAAGCAGUGGCGAAAGGCCCGCUCAGUAAACCGGGACAGGGGACCCUCCCCUGGGCGGCGGAAAAAUGUUGCUGCCUUCGACCAGGAUGAUUAUCUUGAGGCGCCUAUGGAUGUGGAGAGUGACACUGGAGAUGGUCCAGAGUUACCCCUUAUAGAGCAAGCUGGAGACAGUUUCCCACCACCACCUCCCCCAGGGGAAAUCCAGUCUUAUGAUCCUUUGUACCCAUCCCAAACUCUUGCAACACAGAUGCCUCCAAAUUUGUAUGGGUUCUAUCCACCCGGACAAUUGAUGUACACCGAAUGGGCCUCAAAUGCCCACCAGCCGCAAGAUCCAUCAGAGAGCAGCACACUCAAAGCUGAUCAACAAAGAGAUGCCCAAGAAUCAGAAAUAGAACAACAUGAAUUGAGCCGGGCAUCAGAACCCCAGGGUGAUGAUGAUGAUGAUGAUAACGAUGAAGCUUCUUUGCUGAGAGAGCUCCUGUUAAAAUCUGUGGCCAAGAAAAGGGCAGCCAAAACUACCCUAAGCAAGGACGAAAAUAGUGAAACUGCAGAUCAACCGUCUCAACCAGCAACAACAACAGCAUCAUUAAAACCACAAAAUAACAAGCAGAAAGAUAGCAGUAAUAGAAACAGCACAAAAGCUACAAGCAGAAAGCAACCCCAGCCAAUGAUGUAUGCUCCGCCUACCCAUAAACCAGUGGUAAUACAACUUGGGCAAGACUCUGAUGACUCUGAUGAAGAUGAAGCCUACAAACAACAGCCCCCAGGGGGGAGUGGGUGGGGAUUUUUUGGCAGCCUAGAUCAGAUGAUCAAGCAAGCUCGACAAUCAGUAGAGAAAUCCAAGGUGCAAUCCAUUUCCCAUACCAAGCAAGCUAACACUCGUUCUAAACAAGAGGAGGAGCCUAUGAGUGCCGUACCCAAGACACCCGAUGCACUCAAUCACCUGUCGGAGGAUAGGAAAGCUGAGUACCGCCUGCUUAAAGAGCAACUGGCUCAGCGUGAAGGGAAAAGGAGACUUCCUCUUACAGACGUCAAUCAAGAGAAAGGGGAGCCAUUAUCUAGUGAAGGAACAGCCGAUGAGAGGGCUGAUGAGAGGGAGGAGAGCAGCGCCAUGGCAAAGCUGAGGGAGAAAGCCCAGAAUUCUGAACAGAACCUUGAAAAACAUAGAAAGCUCUUGGAAGAUGAUCGGGCUUUGCUUACUAAGCUUACCACUCUUAUGACCAAGAAAACAAGUCUUCUGGAAAACCAGGAGUUGCGAAUCAAGAAAUUGCGGGAGCAGCUUGAGGUCCUUGAAUCAGCAGCUUCGAGCAGCAAAAACAUUGUGAAACGACUUCAUGCAAAGGCUACAGUUGUAAAAGAAAGGAUCAGAAAGAAGACUGUUGUGAUCAGCAAUGCUGAAGAGGAGUAUCUCCGUGCCAAGAGUCUAGUGUCUGCUGCAAGAAUAAACCCUGGACUAUGUUCCACGGGGGGUGUUGAUGUCGAGAAUCUAAGUGUGACGGAUCAGCGGACAAGUGCAGCCAAGAGAGGGCAUGGAGCGGCUGAAGGAGCACUCUCAGAUCAGAGCUCUACAAAACGUGCAAGGCUAGACAGCCCAUCGAAGACUACUCGUAAACAGGUCAUUGCGGAGAGAAUCGCCCAGGAGAAAGCUCGUCUUCAGAUACUUGAAAAAGAACUUGCUGCCAAAUUGCGGGACUAUGGUAGGAACAGUGACUCCUCCAGUACAAAUUCUAAUAUACCCCAUGGUAAAAGUAUUCAAAUUAACAGUACAACAACACCUGGAACCCUCAGUGCGGGGCAAGAUUAUUCGAGUAGUGCAUCAAAUGAUACGGAAAAAGGUGCGAAAGAUGUUGAAAGGACAAAUGAUAGUGUUAAGAGUAAAACAAGUAGUUCCCCCAUGGAAAUAGAUGAUUCAAUGUCUGAUAAAUCGCAUAAAACUGAAAGUGAGGUGUUGGAUUUCGCAAUCACUGAAAAGCAACUUGAAUAUGUUAACAAACUCCAGUCCGAAAAGCAGUCCAAAGGUCUUGUUUUCCCGGAACAUUUGUUAGAAUCGCCUGUACCAUUACACAAAAGACACAUGCAGUGUAUAUACCCGUCUACAUCUACAUCCUCUAUUGUUGCUUCUACUGCUUCACUGGAGAAUCUGAGGUGGCUGGACCAGAGGGUAGAAAAUCAGUCUGCCCAAGAGGAACGUGAUGGUGGUGUUGAUGUUCCAGUGCCGCUUACACCAUAUGACAGUACACUGCUUUACUUCAAGUCAUACCGGCUUAGUCCAUAUUUCCGCACCAGGUCGAACCUCUUAUUGAGCUCACCAUCCUACUCCAACAAAAUCAGCCCUAAAGUGCUCUUCUGCAAGUACGACAUACAAGGUGUAUGCAACGAUGUCGAUUGUGCCUAUCAGCACCUCACAGACUACAUGCUGACAGAAACUGAGACACUCGAGGACCUGGCUUCUUACCUCUCAGAGGAGAAAGCCAAGAAAACACGCGAGGAGCUGGAGAAGAAAGUGGCCACCUUGGUCGGGUUCUUUAAGUCGCAGUACGAAGGGAAGGUCAGCUCUGAACAGCUUUAUGUGUUGCUGGCCAACAACGUGAAGAACACACGAAAGCUGGUCCCUCCAUAUGCUAUAAGUUUAAGUAGAAGGCUUGUACGACCACGGCAAGGCAAGAAGAAUGUGCCUGCUGAGGAGGAUGUACCGGAUAAGGCUCGAGGAGUGCUGAACAUCAAGGGAGGUGUCAUUGCAGGACACAGUGGGCUAGCAGCUCAUAAGGCUAACGAAGAAUGUCAGGAAAUUCGGUAUUUCUCUGAGGCCUACAAUUGUGUAGAAGCAUUAGCUACAGCUGUGAAAGAUACACCUAAUGAUGUUGAGCUCUGGAUAAAGCUUGCCCAGCUAAGGCUCAACCAGAAGCAGAGUGAUGUCCAUUCACCCAGUAGGCUACAGGAGGCUGGCAAGGCGAACUUAAUACAGGCCUUAGACACCCUAUCACGGGGCCUGGAGGCUAAUGCCAACUCCGAGAAGCUUUGGCUUGAGUACCUUCAACUCUAUUCUCUUCAAAGCACCCGAGAGGAUCAACAAGAGCUAUUCGAGCAAGCUUUGGAGUUUGUGCCAGAUGCUUACUCUAUAUGGUGGCAGUACCUUCGCUUCUCUACUACAUACCAAAGCAAGAGAUCUGUCUGCUACCGGCUCCUCGCGUUCCUUACCAAUGAGGGUACUCACAGCAAGAUGUCAUCAUCCACCAGAAGCGACACUCAGUCACAGAGAGAUGGCAGCAUCAAUACGAAAGACACCCAUUCUGACACCCUCUCACAUCGAGUGCUAGAAACAGUCCUCUACCUUGCCCAGGUUGAGCUUCACAGCGGACGACUCAAAGAAGGGAUCAACACCUUGAAGUGUGUGCUCGGUAAGGGCACACCCGAUGAUCAUGAUACCCCUGUCGUCGUCACCAGCUUGACACCCAGUGACCUGCUCAUGAUGUGGUUGGCAUACAUACACGUGUUUGAAUUCCACCACCUGCCUCAGCUGUGGUUUGAUCCCAAUGAUGGACAACCGUCUCGGAUGGUCAACAAGGAGGUGUUUGUGUUUCCCUGGAAAGUUGGGAAAGGGACCUCAUCUCCCAGCGAGAAACUACUUGCAAUGUUCCAUGAUGCUUUAAAGGCGUGUACUGUACGUAACAAGCUUGCACCAGAGAAAAUCUCCCUGUGCCUCCCAUUAUACAGUAACUUAAUAGCUCUUGAGCGGGCCUAUGAGAGGAACCACUCAGCCAAGGGAAUCUGUCGAAGACUUCUCCAGGGUGCUAGCUCUCAGGUCGAGCUUUGGCUGUACCUUGCUGCGCUUGAAGAAGCAACAGGAACACCUCAGAAUGCCAUUAAGGUGUUUGAGGAGGGGCUUAAGAAAACUGGAUUUAACGCAAGGCUGUCAUACUGUGUGGCACGAUUCCACCUUGAGCAGGGUAACCCAGAAGCAGCCAUACAGUCCCUUGUCCAAGCAGUCCAGGCCAAGUUUACCCAUGGGGCACAGGCAUCUGUCCACCCUACCAAACACAUGACUGCCCAGCUAAAGUGCCAGCCAACUGCCGACAUCCAGGAGACAGCCCUGCCUUCUACCAAUGGGACAGCUCAAUCUGCCAGCCAAGCAAUUUCUCCAUCUUCAAACCAGGGGUCGGCCCCAUCUGUCAGCCAAGUGACGACCCCAUCUUCCAACCAGGGGUCGGCCCCAUCUGUCAUCCAAGUGACGACCCCAUCUUCCAACCAGGGGUCGGCCCCAUCUGUCAGCCAAGUAAAGACCCCAUCUUCCAUUCAGGGGUCGGCCCAAUCUGUCAUCCAAGUGACGACCCCAUCCUCCAACCAGGGGUUGGCCCUAUCUGUCAUCCAAGUGACGACCCCAUCUUCAAACCAGGGGUCGGCCCCAUCUGCCAUCCAAGUGAUGACCCCAUCUUCCAACCAGGGGUCGGCCCAAUCUGCCAUCCAAGUGACCACCCCAUCUUCCAACCAGAGGUCGGCCCCAUCUGUCAUCCAAGUGACGACCCCAUCUUCCAACCAGGGGUCGUCUCCAGCUUCAUCUGCCUUUCAAGUGACGACCCCAUCUUCCAACCAGGGGUCGUCUCCAGCUUUAUCUGCCACGCCAGAGUCAGCCCCAUCUGUCUACCAUGCAGGGGCUGACCCUGUUAUCCUUUACCGCAAGCUGCUUUCACAGCCAUUGCCGUAUGAUUGUAAACCACCACCUCUCAAGCCUGGAGUGGAUGUGCAUGAUCUGGGUGAGGAGGGGGUUUACCUCUGGCUAGGAUAUUGCCUUUUCCUAGAACUCUCCCCCUCUGCAUCACCAAUCUGCCACCAGUACAACCUAUCAGCAAGUGCAUGCUACGAGACAGCGGUACACAGCACACUUGACCGACAGCAGUCACAGGCCAUAUGGCUAGAAUACCUGUUCUACACGCGUGACAGGGCGGGGCAAGGGGUGUCGACAGCUGGGGGGCUGAGGGCAUUGGGUGACCUUGUGAAUAGAUGCUUGGUCUCAUUUAGCACCAGCAUUGCAUUCCCUCAUUCUGCUUCCAACGUGUGGCAGGACUUUCGUUUUCAUAAUAAGGUUAUCAAUCUGUACCUGGGCUGUUUGCCAGAGGAUAGCCAUCAACUAGUCUACGAUAAGUACCUCAAAUGGUACCCACAGGACCUCCAUUUGGCGCAAAAGGCCUGUGAGCAUAUGAUCGCUACAGGAAGCCCUAAUCAAGCAAAGCGCAUUGCCGUGCAGUUUCUGUCCGAGAACCCCCACUGCGCCAGCAUGUGGCAAAUCGCCAUAUCUUUGGAGCUCCAGCGGAAUCACAGUAAUGAGGCCCGCAAGUUGUAUGAGCAGAGUACAGGCACCUUGCCCUUGGCCGCCACCCUGUGGAAAGAUUACCUGAUGUUUGCGGUAUCCCGGAGUAAAGAUGACCCCUCUACUGUGACCGCCAUAGCCAAAAAGUGCCGCGAGAACGGCGUCGAUAUACAGGACUUCCUAGAAACGCUCCUUGGUAGGAUUUCCUAGAAACGCUCCUCGGUAGGACUUCCUAGAAAGUUUACGGGAAAGGUCAUCCUGGCUAGGACUUCCUAGAAAUUCAGCUGGUGAGGACUUCCUAGAAAGUUUGCUGAAAGGUCAUCCCGGCUAAGACUUCCUAGAAAUCCCGAUGUUGGGAGCUUCCUAGAAAGUUUGCUUGAAGGUAGACUUCUAAGAAAUCCUGCUGUUGAGGAUUCCCUAGAAACAGUGCUUGAGGAAAAGUGAAGAGAUCCUUUCGUAGAAUCGAAUACAGAGUAAUUGCUCAAGUGGUGGUAAUGACAUCACAGAUGCUGCGUCUCCUAUUGCUCAGAUUCCACCAAUCGCUUUGAUGGACUGCUGUAAGGUUAACACGAUUUUAUUGGUUGGUUCACUCAACAAAAUAUUCCAUAUCAAAUGUCAUUAUAUUUACGCCCAGAACACUGCAAUGACAACUUUUUUUGAAUUCCUUAAUUGAAACAAGUAUGCGAGUCUUACAAGACUUCUAGCGCGUAGUAUGAAAUUGCUUGACUGGGUUGUGAAUGACUAUGGCUGGCAUUGCUAGGGCAACGCCUCAUAGCAUAGAUGUAAGGUACCGGGUGCGCUGUAAAUCCGCCAGUCUAACAACGGUGCAUUUCCUUAAACAUUUGGGAUAGCAGCAUUUUUGUCUGCCAGCCAAAUACUUUUAUAUUAUAGAGCUUUAUAAUUUGUAUUUAUGUGGAACUGUUAGAGUCUAAGGUUUGUAAAAUAAGAUGUUCAAUCUGUCAAAAAUACUUUUUAAUUCAAAUAUUUUGAUAAUUUUACAAUCCGUUCUAUAUUAUUAAACGCAAACAAUGCAACUUAGAAAUUCACAAAGCCAGGGCGCAGGUAUUUUUCCAAUUUAUUCCUGAUCAGUUAUAGAUAAGUCGCAGAUGAAUACACAUAACAGGUUUAAAGAAAGUAGAAACCUAUGACAGGAGAAAAGUCCAUGCUAAAACAGAUUUAAGCUAAAAGAAGGUUGAUGUAACUUUUGGUAUUGUUGCUGUUUUGUUUGCAACUGUUUUCACUUGUUGCUUGUUUUUUUACUUGUAAGUGUUGUUUUUGCUUGUAACUGUUGUUUAUGUUGCUUCUACAUAAGCACUUUCGUUUGAUUAUUGUUUUAUUGUUGUCGAUUUACCUUCUCGGGCUUACUCUAACACUUUCUUCAUUCCAAUCUCGUAUUAUUAUUGCUGUAGCGUUUAUGUUGCGUAUCAUUGCCUAACCAAAUUCUCUGUCGUAACGAUGUUUUCAGCAUUUCUCUUCAACAGGAACUUACUUUACAUAUCAAAGCAAAGGACUGCUUCAGUAAAAGGGACGGCUUCCUUACUUGACCUUUAAGUAUUGGUGAGCCCCCUUUUACACAACCAAGAACAGAGCAAGGAAGUAAUGGACUUGCCUUGCCCCCACUCAGGAGGGACCUCGCUGCGGAUUGGAUGGAAACAGGUCUGAUUGACAGAUCUGUAUAUUGUGUUCUUCCUUGGACUAGAGACUCUGUAUUCUCAGUAUGUCAUCAGUACUAUGGCUUGACAACCAUUGUUGGUGAGCUAAUACCACUCAAACAUUGCCUGCACGUUUCCAGGUAGAACUAAGUCUUGUAAGUUGACACAUAGAAUAGGGAAAAUCUUAUUUUGUAAGCUUUUUAGAAGUUCAUUGCUGACAUAACUAUAUUAAAACUUCGAAACCAUGAACCUUGAUAGAACUAUUAUUAAACUAAUGCCAGCUCCCGUUAUUGUGGUCACCAUUUUGAGAAUAUUUGACGUUUAGAGAUGACUGUAUAUAAACUACUAGUUGUCUUUGCAGAUCGACGCGUGCUACCGUGGCCACUUUCACAGUUUUUUUUUAAGAGAGCCAAUAAGAAUGCGAGGAACGUGUUAUCUGACAUGGGCUUCACUAGCCAGCCAGCGCUUCACUGCCCAUCAGAAAACGACAAUAAAUCAUCAAGGUGUCAAAGCUGUGACUCUCGCAUUCUGAUUGGCUUGCUAUCUCAAAGCUUUGUCUUGGUGGCUACGGUAGCGCGCGUCGCACUAUAAUUCUUCUAACUACAGUAGCAUACCUUGGUUAGGGUUAUGAGAAUCUAGAGUUUGAGCUACAGAUAUCUGCUCCACACUGCUUCCAAUAGUAAUCUUUUAGAAUUUCCUGACAAAACCCUGUAAAAACCCCCAACGACUCGACAAUAAAUUACACGAAUUUUAGAUUAUGUUUGGAGCUGAUGUAAAAAGGUAAAACCUCUAUAUGUGCAUAUCAUCUGGUAUGAUUGUGUAGUUGUACAUAGGCAAAAUUUAGAAAUAAAAAAAGAUAUUUGA
Nematostella vectensis (starlet sea anemone) is the source of this 9129-nucleotide messenger RNA. Its product is annotated as zinc finger C3H1 domain-containing protein. Bases 110 to 6823 code for a protein of 2237 amino acids. Gene Ontology annotation, biological process: RNA processing. The record is from RefSeq and is a predicted model, not a curated record. NCBI's taxonomy places the organism in Eukaryota, Metazoa, Cnidaria, Anthozoa, Actiniaria, Edwardsiidae. Gene Ontology annotation, molecular function: protein binding. The transcript has 24 exons. Gene Ontology annotation, cellular component: nucleus; exosome (RNase complex).